Sinocyclocheilus rhinocerous is the source of this 1888-nucleotide messenger RNA. It is a transcript of the gene fam117ba, whose product is annotated as family with sequence similarity 117 member Ba. The coding region runs from base 504 to 1499 and encodes 331 amino acids. The record is from RefSeq and is a predicted model, not a curated record. Lineage: Eukaryota; Metazoa; Chordata; Actinopteri; Cypriniformes; Cyprinidae. The transcript is spliced from 8 exons.
CUGUCCUCUGAGUCUGAGGGGGGCCCUUACCGCCCCUCCCCAAAAGAUAUGUCUGCAACCGCAUAAACCACAGAAUUUAGAGCCUUUUAUCCUUCAGCUGACGAGGACCAAUUCAUAAAUUCACUCGCUUCGAUAUUACAGCCCCAGCAUCACCUUUACACAGCGACAGCCCAUCGACCACCAGCAGCGCAGCAACGCCCAUAGCAACGGCGCUGCGCAUCCUCAAUCUGUUUCUCCGACCCAGCAACACCAGCAGCCAACCUGCUUUCCGACGACCUUCUGAACGCUGGAUCCAUAUCACACCGUUGUGUUUUUCUUUUUAUCGCAAACCAUGAACGCGACGUGUGCGGUUAUUGUCUCAUCAGUCAAAGUCCCUGGUCAUUUCGAAAGCCCUUCCUCCAGCUGAAACAAUAAGGGAUCCUCCUCCCUUCAACUCACCUGUAAGUUCUGGCUUAUCAAGGACCUGGCAGCGGCACGGGAGCUCCGCCCACCACACCCUCUAAAUGAGGGACAAGGCCACCCAGACCCCUAGGGCCUGGGUAGAUGAGCGGAGGAGAGGCUCUCAUAAGCGAUCGGCUUCCUGCGGCAGCACUGACCAGCUGAAAGAGAUUGCAAAAUUGCGACAACAGCUCCAGCGGAGCAAACGCAGCAGCCGCCAUCGCCGGGACAAAGACCGCAAAUCCCCCUUUAAUGGCAACCAUGCCAUCAUCCAAUCACAGUCUCAGAUGCCUAAAACCAUCCUGAUUCCCAUCCCCAUCUCUAAGUCCACACCUCCCAGAUUUCGGAACAGCAUAGAGGGGCUCAACCAGGAGAUUGAACGCAUCAUCAUCCGGGACACUGUGGAGAGAGAUGAGAUCAUAGUACCACAGGACGUUCCUGAUGGGCACCGCGCGCCCCCGCCCCUCCCCCAGCGCAGCAGCAGCAUACGCAGUAUUGACACACAGACGCCCUCCAACGGCGGCCUCGGCAGUAACCGUAGCAACAGCAGCAGCCGUGCUGACUCUGUCUCACCGUCGUACCUCAGCAUCCUCAACGACACGGUCGGAAACAGCCCGCUCGAUGACACGCUCAACGAGAGCAAAGAAAGAGACCUAGGACCUUGGUCUCCUCUGCCCAAAUAUGCUUCAUCUCCAAAGCCCAACAACAGCUAUAUGUUCAAACGUGAGCCUCCGGAGGGCUGCGAGAGAGUUAAAGCUUUUGAAGAAAACCAGCCAAGGCCUCUCCAAGAGAUUCCUCCUUAUCUCUGCCCAGACAGAAACAAGGUGAACUUCAUUCCCAAAAGCGGCUCUGCUUUCUGCCUGGUGAGCAUCUUGAAGCCACUGCUGCCCACCCAGGAGCUGAACUUCCGUAGCGGGGUGGGAUACCGCAGCAUCUCCCCGUCGUUGGUGCCUCUGGGUGGGGUCGCGGUGAGGAGCCUGUCCCCCUCCAUGGGUCCCGUCUUGUCCCGUGGACGUCAGUCACCAUGCCUCCCACGACAUCUUGAGGAGCCAGAAGGUUAAAACGGAACAGAGGAAUCUCAGCUGAUGAACAGAGAUGCCAUUUUUCCCACACUCCUGUAUCGUCUGAUAGAGUCAGAGCUUUGUUAGGAAUUUAUUCAAGAACCGGUUCUCAACAACUCCGAGAGAUAUCAGUCUGAAACUUGAACAUGAGUUUUUUUUUUGUUGUUAUCUAAGGGUAAUGGUUACAUGUUAAACGAGGAUCAAAAGGAGGUUUUCAAGAUGGUCUAUGUAUAUAGAUGAAACAUUUUUAGUAUUGCACUGCUUUUUACUUUCUCAACUAUUUAUUGCAUUUUACCAUGAAGCCUUUGAAUUUUCUUAUGUAUAGCUGCAUCCUUUAACCUACACAAAAGUUUGGAAUAAUUAAGAUUUUUGAAAGAUGUCUCUUAAGC